GCUAUAGUGGUUGUUCCUCUACGUAAUGUAAAGUUGACACCCUACCACGUGACUGGACCUUAUAACUAACCGUCGACAACACAAACCCGACACAAGCUUAUGGGUGCAGAUGAACUAUGUUCAACAUGUGGACUAUAAGCUUAUCCGCUUUCCUCGCAUGUAUUGGAGUGAUCUAUGGGUAUGGAGGAUACAGGAAUAAUAUCCCAAAUGGCUACAACCUGACCCACCCUUGUGUGACGGGGGAGACGUGGCAGGGGGUAGGACAUGAGAACCCCGCGGGUGGAGGUGCCAGAAAUCAGUUCGGUAUUGAUUUUGCAAACCAAGGCAGAACGUGGGCUAAUGUGUGCAACAUGGACUCCGAUGGUGAUGGGAUGACCAAUGGUCAAGAACUGGGUGACCCCCAGUGCAUCUGGACACCUGGAGCAACGCCCACACGGACAAAUGGACUCACACACCCAGGCUAUUGUGAUAAAUCUUCAAGCCAAACUUGUGCUGGACUAGUCACAGCUCCAUGUACAAGUUCUAAAUUCAACUGCCCUGAAGCUACAGAAAAAGGAGUCGAGAAACGGGUUCUCAGCAUUCCACGGACAGCUGUUCCCGACAAAGAAACCACGUACAUUUGCAUGACCUUUGACAUGGACGAAUCACAGGAUUAUCACAUGAUUGCCACCACAGCGGAAAUUGACAACGUUGACGUCAUGCACCAUAUUCUUCUUUACGGCUGUCGUGAUGGCGCGCCUGUCAUUGCAAGUCCAAGAGAAUGUGGGAUGUCAGUUCCUGCUUGCCAGGACGUAAUAGGCUUGUGGGCUGUUGGUAUACCUGGCCAAUGCCUCUACAAGGAAACUGGGUUCCGAAUGGGCAAAACCGGCUACAAGAGGCUCCUGCUUGAGUUUCACUGGAACAACCCGCAAAAGACAUCUGGACAGAUGGACGGCUCAGGCCUCAGCAUCUUCUACACCCCCAACCUUCGACCUUACGACGCGGGAGUGUUCUGGACAGGUGAAAGCAACCUUGUGAUCCCGCCUGGACGGAGCAGGACUGUGGUCGAAUCUAUGUGUCCAUCACGGUGCACCAAGAAGAUCCUGAAAGAGACCAUACAUUUCAUCUCGGGUUACAACCAUAUGCAUUACAAAGGCAUCGCACAGACGGUGGAACUCUUCAGCGGAGACUCGAGAAGAUAUCUCACCAAAGAUCUCAACUACAGCUACGACGAUCCAACAAGCGUGGUAUAUGAUCCCCCAGUUGCCGUUCAUCCUGGUGAUUCCCUGAAGACGACCUGUGUAUUCCGAUCCGUGUCUUCUAAGACAACCACCUUCUACGGUUCUGCCACAAGUGACGAGAUGUGUUUUGGUAUAUUCGUCUACUACCCUAAAACUGCCAGCACGAACAACGUUUGUGUAACGUGGAAGACCAUCAACCGCUGUGACAUAGAACGUGGAGCUCUUAUGGGCUGCAAACUGGCUGAUUUCUACAACAAUUCACACCCCCACACGAAAAUGGUUAUGGACAAGGUGCUGGACAACUGCAGUCCCUACGGAGGAUGUCGUCAAGAAUGUCCUGCAGCAAUUGCUGAGGCUGAGAAGCAUCCUUGUCUUGCCAAGGGGGUAAUGCAGGAUUACCUGUUGACUUUGAGGUCCAGAAACCCAGACCUCAAAACAGCCAAAUUUGUAGCUGCUUUUGGAUCCUGCUCAUGCAGGAAGGACGACAACAACGGGGAGCUUCCCGGCUCACACCAGCGGAACAACAUCUCCCGAUGUUCUUGUGUCAACAGUUGUUCUUGCGAUCUGUGCAGUUUUAUUUCUGUAGAUGACUCUCUGUGUGUUAGUUCCGUGUAUGUCCUUCGGAACUCUCCAAAGCCUAUUGUAUAUUGUAAGGCUGGUUAAAAUGACCGAUAAUCGGAAAUAUCGUUGACAUGAACAAAUAUUAAUGAUUAUCGAUAUGAAAAUGUGUUACCGAUAAUAUCAUACAGGAACUUUUGUGGUAGAAACAAGUUUUUAUUUUCUCACACAAUUUACAAAAUCAUGGUCUGCUUCUAAAUUAUCUUCAGGA
Molecule: messenger RNA, 2049 nt
Organism: Haliotis rubra (blacklip abalone)
Lineage: Eukaryota; Metazoa; Mollusca; Gastropoda; Lepetellida; Haliotidae
Product: tyramine beta-hydroxylase-like
Exons: 10
Coding region: 117-1883 (588 amino acids)
Molecular function (GO): dopamine beta-monooxygenase activity; copper ion binding
Source: RefSeq, a predicted model, not a curated record